Messenger RNA from Prosopis cineraria, 687 nucleotides. Its product is annotated as 30S ribosomal protein S17, chloroplastic-like. Gene Ontology annotation, molecular function: structural constituent of ribosome. The record is from RefSeq and is a predicted model, not a curated record. The transcript has a single exon. Gene Ontology annotation, biological process: translation. NCBI's taxonomy places the organism in Eukaryota, Viridiplantae, Streptophyta, Magnoliopsida, Fabales, Fabaceae. Gene Ontology annotation, cellular component: ribosome. Bases 82 to 534 code for a protein of 150 amino acids.
CAGAGAGGCUAAAGAGGAGAGAGGCACUAUUUAUCUGCUUCUCCUUAUCCGAUCCCUUUGGCUCCGUAGUCCCAAUCCUCAAUGUCACUUCUGCAACUGCCUCCCUUACACUCUCUCAAGCUCUCCACCCCCUUCCUCCAUGGCUCCUCUCCUCUCUCCAAAACCGCUUCUUGUCUUCCCCCUCCAACCAUUUCUCCUCCUUCCUUCCUUCCUCCGAUCAGGGCCAUGAAAUCGAUGCAGGGAAGGGUCGUCUGUGCCACCAACGACAAGACCGUUGCCGUCGAAGUCGUUCGUUUGGCGCCUCACCCCAAGUACAAGAGGCGUGUCAGGAAGAAGAAGAAGUAUCAGGCUCAUGACCCUGACAAUCAGUUCAAGGUUGGGGACGUUGUUCAGCUUGAGAAGAGCAGACCUAUCAGUAAGACCAAGACCUUCAUUGCCAUCGCAGUUCCGGCCAGGGUUUCCAGGAAGAAAGAAGAUUCCGGUGAGCUUGGAAUUCCGUUGGAAUCGCAGCAGGAGCAGCAGCCGGUCGCUUAGGGUGAUGUCAAUUUUAUGUUUGAUUUGUUGAUUGUGCUUUCCUUUUGUUGAAGUUGUUUCGGAUUUAGAGGUCUUAUGAUGUGUUCGUGAUGGAUAUGUAUGGCUUACACUUACAUUUAUUUGAGCUUAUUAAAUAUGCUAUAUUCUGAAUCA